This is a messenger RNA of Austrofundulus limnaeus, 6964 nucleotides long. It is a transcript of the gene znf576.1, whose product is annotated as zinc finger protein 576, tandem duplicate 1. Bases 170 to 6646 code for a protein of 2158 amino acids. The transcript has 10 exons. NCBI's taxonomy places the organism in Eukaryota, Metazoa, Chordata, Actinopteri, Cyprinodontiformes, Rivulidae. The record is from RefSeq and is a predicted model, not a curated record.
CACAAAUCCCAUGAUUCCCCUGUGCGGCCCUUGUCCACCGUGACGUCACGGAGUCUGCAGCUCCUCCGUGAUGGCUUUGUGAGGAAAGGACGCGGAGAUGUUUUGGGCGGCGGACGAGUCAAAUCAGAAAAAGACUAUUUCAUUUGUGAAGCUGUGAAGCAAGAGAGCCAUGCAGAGUCUACCCCAGGAACACACCGAAUCCUGUCCUGUGACCACGUCCACUACAGAGACACUACCAGACACCGAAGCUACGCCAGAGCUAAGUGAACCAGAUGCACGAGAGAAAGAGGCCAAGUCAAAUACUGGUGCUGAAAUUACAACAACAGGAGCACACGCUGCUGCUGAGACACCUGCAAACAUGGCAGUCACUCCAGCAGCAGAACGUGAGCCCAGUGUCCGGUCACAGGYUGGGUCCAAAACUGCAAAGGUCCCGACUGAACCGGUCCGUGACACCAAAUCAAAACGUGGAAGAGAUGGACAGAAAGUGAAGAAGCAGGAUAAAACGGUGAGCGACGGCAGGAAAUAUGUUAUGUCCAAAAAGGCCAUGGUGGAUCCGCUGAAGAUGGACAUGUCCAAACCAAUAGUUAUGCCCCUCACAUCGUCUGAGCUUUCCCUGCAGUGCAUUGAGUGCCAUAUCAUCUUCAGUGACCACAAGAGCAAAGAGCGCCACCUCAAGCUGAGCCACCCUGCAGAAUAUGAACAGUGCAUCCUGAGGAAUGCUCUUUUUGCCUGCUAUGUCUGCGACCGCCACUUCACCAACUCCACGGAGCUCAUGGCCCACCAGAAAGCCCACACGGAGAAGAAACCCUUCAAGUGUCCCAUCUGUGGGCUGGCUUUCAAGAAGUCGUCAGAACUCACGGUUCAUAAAAAGAUCCAUUGUGGCGAGGACGGAUAUGCCUGCACCGAAUGUGGCAAGGCCUGCAAAACGCUGACGCUCCUGAAGUAUCACCAGCGCACUCACACAGGAGACCGACCGUAUGUCUGCAAGGAGUGUGGAAAGAGGUUCAACAUGCCCAAAGCUCUGCAGAAACACAUGGCGAUACAUUCACCAGAAGGAGCUGAAGCACAAGGAGAGGACACCCCGGCCAAACCAAAACGGAAGAAAAACGAUGGUGCUCCUGCAACAAAGUAUCCUUGUUCAGUCUGCAAGGCCUCUUUCAAGACCCCAAAAACGCGGCAACAUCACAUGAAAACGAAGCACAAACUUGAGGCCGCCAAUAUUGCCCCCCCUGCUGGGCCGCUGUCAAAACAAAACAUGCCCACCAUAACUCCAAUAGCUGUUCCUCAACCAGCGCUUUUGCAAGUAGAGCCUCACGGACCUCUGCAAAAAGUGGACGCCAAUAUUGACACGGAGCAGAUUCGUAAGCUUAUCGAAUCGUUGGGAAAUGUGCAGAAGGUGAACCAAGUCGUUAUAUUGGGGCAGGUGCCUCCUCAUGCCCCCCCACUGGAAUUACAGCAGGUGUCAGAACCAACAGAGCUGGUGAAUUUGAAUCUUAGUCCACCACAGAUUGACUUUAUCGGACUGAAACAGACAGAGGCUAAGACGGAUGAACUCGAUCCUUCAAUUGACCCAAUGGAGCAAACGAUUAUACUGGAACCCAUUACUCCAGACGGACAGCUAGAAAACCCCUCCUUCACAGAUCUCAGCUCCCAUGUUGCAGCAGGUGGACAUAUAGAACUAACAUUCAUUGAGGCCGGACAAACGGAAAGACCUGAGGGUGAAUUGAUGGGUGUUCAGGUCCUCCAGCAACCUGAGAAUAUUGCAACUCACUUUGAUCCUAUGGUUUGUCAGAAUGAGGCGGAUAAUCUCAAAGAAAACCUCGAGCAAACAGUCAUAUUAGAACUCACCCCUGCUUUGAUGCCAGAUAUGGAGCUGGACCAAAUUCAGACUGAACCACAAAUUGAAGUCACUUCCUCUUCGUUGAUGCUCAACACUGACCAGGAGACCCCUGAACAGACUGUGAUAAGUGAGGAAAAAKACAGCCUGCCAGUUCUACCAUUUAUGUCCACAGAGCAACAAGCUCAUCCUUCUUCUGCAUUUCCAUCGGACACACAAGCUCCAAGUAGAUCUAAAACACCCUCUGAAGAAGAGUCUGAAAUGAAAAAAGUCAGUCUAGAUCAGGUUGCUGAGGUGGAUACAAAGACUCAUGAUCAGGUUAAGCAGGAUCUUGCUGAAAAAUUGCAGAUGGAAGACAAAAAUACCCCAUCUGAAGUAAAAGACUCAUUUGCUAAAGAAAUUUCCUCACAGUUAGAGACGACACAGACUUCAGAGUUACCUAUAAAUGUAAUGUCAGCUCAAGAGUUGGUCAAAGUACGGAAAAGAAAGCCAGCCAGGACAUUUUUUUUCCAGGGAUAUAUGCAUGACUUGAUGGACUUUCAGUUUGAUGUCAAACCAGCCAAGCGCCAAAAAACAAAGAAGUCUCAUCUCGUUGUGAAAUUUGGCUCACAAAACAAAGACAAGAAAAGCAAGAAACAGAAGAAACAAACUCAGCAGCAUCAGCCAGUACAGGAAGACCUGAUCAAAAGUAAAGCUAAAGGGAAAAAACUUUCAGAGAAAAAAGUACAAACACCCAAAAAGAGAGGAAAGGGGAAAAAGGAGAAGACAGUGGAGAGUGUGUUGUCAGAAGGUGAUAUAAAAUCGCCUGCAACACAAACGCCGCAGGUGCAACAAAUCAAAGACGAUACGGGUAAGAAUAAAGUGAAAAAGCAAAAAGUAGCCAAGGAAGGCAAAGCCCACUUGAGUGAACAAAAAGCUGUGGCAUCACCUAUGUUUAAAAAGAAAAAACAAGCAAAAAUACUGCAAAAAGAUCAACCUAAGAGUGCAAAGACGGGAAAGGGAAAGAAAAAAAUCUCAAAAGCGCAGGCAGAAAAAGCAGAAGAAACUGGUUCACAUAUAAACCAAGACUCUCUGCUUUUACUGAAAGGUCAUAAACAGCCUCAACUGAAAGUCUACAAGUUAGACCCUUCAAAGGCAUCUGGCACUACACCGGAGACGUCACCUAGUGACUCCCGAUCAGCGUCUCAUACAAAGAAGUCCACAGACGGCGCUGCAGAUGGUAAGAAAAAAGGAGGACGAACCAAGAAAACACAGAAGGCUCUUUCCCUGUUGUCAACAUUAAAGGUUUCCCAUCAACCACCUGAGACAGUACCCAUCAAACCAAAGCCCACCAGGAAACGUAAAGCGUCCUCAAAUGUGGAAACUGAAGGAGUGAUAACUUCCAAACAUGCCUUAGAAUGUAAAAACUGUGGAGAGAAAUUUAAUGAAGUCUCGUCCCUUCAAAAGCACAAGACGACGGCUCAUAUCGUCGAGAGCCCUAGUCUCACAUACACCAAUGGAAACGUCUUCGAGGGCGUCUCCAGCUGUUCUGAUCUGUUCCAACUUCCAAAAGAACACAGUAAGGUCAUUAGGGUGAUGAAGUCUCCUAUAGACUGGGAUACUGAGCAUGAAAUGGCAUUAGAGGACAGAGAACURAGUGUCUCCUUUCCAGCUUUAAUCCCAUCUCCAUCUUUACCAAUCCCUCCUCAAGAUGCUGAAAUGAGGACAUGUGAAGAGAAGGAUGGAAGUAAAACUGUGAUAGAUAAGCAAUCCCAUCACUCUCUAGAUGUGCAGUCAUUGUCUGAUGAAAAAACAUGUAGGCAACCAAAUUUUACACCUAAAUCUACUUUCUUUUCUCUGACAAAGAGCUCUGAGACAGGAGAACAUUUGGCAACAGRUGAAGACAAGCAAGAAGAAGAAGAUGCCACAAAGAAUCCUCACUUUGAAUCUAAAGGCCAGGGUAACACAGACGAGGACAUUAAGGAGGAUUUACUUCUAGAGGUAGAUUUAGUAACUGUUGGGGAGCAGAGUGAGAGAGAUGAUCUGGUUUUGCAUACUAACAGCAUUGACCAAAAUGAAUCCAACGAAGGCUGCCAUUCUGAGCAACACUCUGAGCAAGUUAGUAAAGAGACACCAUUAAAAAGUUUGACCUCUCAAACCGUGUCAUGCUCCACUCAUGAAGUGGAGGUCAAAGAAGAGAAUGAAGAAACAUUAGUCCAGAAGAGAAAAGAAGCAGAGAAGAGAGAUGUCCUGACGAAUCCUCAAGAAAGCGAUGUCCUACCAGUUSGAGAUAAUCACAAACGAAUGGACCUGGAGAAUGAACAGAAUGAAUGUCAGCUAGUUUAUGAAAAGCAUCCUCUUUUCUCAGAUUUAGACAUGGCCAACCAUCGGACUUGCACAAAGACGCAGGCCAGUAAUGAGUUUGCAGGUGUGAAAACCAAUCCCCCUGUAGCGUGUUUACCUUCCAUUCCUGCWACGUUGGAAAAAUCCCCUGAAAAACCAGUUGAGUUUGAGCUGAAGUCUCUAAGCACAAGAGUUGAAGAAGUGACGASUGAAGGGAGACUGCAGGGGGAAGAAGAAAAUGGUCGGGAGCGUGACCAUUCUCCAGGAAACGUCCUUGAGAAGUUCCUCACAUCAAGGCAAAGAGCAACUGCUGCCAAGGAGACUGAAAGGAGCAACCAAAAACAGGUACAGGUUCAGAAAGGACCAGAGAUCAAGGUGGAAGAGAACAGGUCAGAUCCUCUGCUGGUUACACCAACCUGCCAGGGCAGACAGUGUCCCAGUGUCCAAACAGAGCAUCAUCAAGACAUAAGAAGUGUUUUGGUGAAAGAGGAAAUCAGCUCUGUGCUGAACACUACUCAGGAGCCGCAAGGCAGCAAACAAAUGCAGUGGAAUCUGGAGCCAGUCGUCAACGAGAACACAGACAUCCCACUAAUGGAGAAUGCUGAAACUACAAGGGACUGUAGCGUUUCCUCCAACCAGUGCAUCUUUUAUCCAGUGAAGGAGGAGGAGCGGGAGGUCCUGCUGGGGACCAGCACGGGGAGCUCAACCCCAGARGGGUCUGAUAAUACAACUCAGGCUGCAAACUGUGAUACAUAUGAAAGUAGACCAUCUUCAGCAGACUAUCAGGAGACGGUUGUUAGAGGUUUAUCAGAACCAGGGGUCGGUGAAUUCACAUCCAGCCAAGCUUUGUCUGACUCUGAGUGGCAGCAUCCUUCAGACCUCCAGGACUUUCUGCUCCAGAGUGCCGAUGAAGAAAACACAAGGGGCUUUGGAUUAUCUGAGCCCCAGCUUGACAGAGAAGCAUACAUUUUGGCAUACUUCAAUCAGUACAAAUCGAGGAGGGAACAACAGCCGAAUCAAACAGYAACAAAUUUGCCAACAUCUACAAUCCAUAUCCAAGCACAAAGUGUUGAAAACAGGACAAGAGAGCCCAUUAAUUACUUCUCCAGGUAUUUUAGUUGGGAUACAUGGGUGGACAUUGCCUCCUGCACAAAUGAACAAWCCAACAUGCCACAUCCUGUCACAGCCAAAGAGGUUGCAUGUUUUGUUGGGGUCCACAUUGCAAUGGGAACGUUGAAGUUUCCCAGUCCGAUGCUGUACUGGGAGGACCUGACCAAGGUGCCGUUGAUUGCUGAAGCCAUCCCACAAACUCGUUUCCUUGAGCUGUCCCACGUGUUGAAGCUGGCGUCUCCUUCCAAAGGAUUGACUAAAAGUGAUGUAAAAAGCCAAGAACAGGGUAAAACCUGCACAAGGAGUCUGAGUGRAAUUCCUCAGGGCAGAGAYGGGCAGCACAAAAGCGACACCUCGAACGGUUUACAAAUGCAGACUGAUCCUCUGUGGAAGGUUCUGCCAUUGUUGCAUCGUUUCAAUGCCGGGUGCGAGUCAUUCAAACAACAAGGCGAUUAUGCCGUUGAUCAACGCUCGCUUCCUCUGAUGAGUGCAAACAGGUGGUGUCUACACUGCACUACAUUAACCGGGCACGACGGUUUACUCAUACACGUGGAUCUCAAACUGGAUCUGUCAGACAAAGAAGACACGGUGGAAAGAAUGGUCCCUAAAGGCAGCACGGUGUUCCUUUGCAAGCAGGAGCUCUCGACCCCUGCCAUGCUGGAACGCCUUUUAGCCGCCGGGGUUCACGGGGCGGGCAGAGUGGGAGGGGCGCGAGGACACAUCGGGGAUGAGUUCGUGAGCUCCGACGGGAAGCUGAUGCUGCGCAGGUCUCACGGCGGCUUCAUACUCUCCACUGCCGGGGACGGCCAAAGGAACAUGGCCUCCCUUAUCGACAGCUUUGAGAAGGCCCAGACGUCGUCUCGUUUCAGCGGAGACCUACAAAAUCUGUACCUCACCCCCCAGACGGCUUCUCCACCGUGCUGUUGGCCCCAAGCGGUGCUAUGGUACCUGACAGAUGCGGCUCUGGUGAACUCCUGGCUCCUGUACCGACAGGAUCACAGAGCGGCAUGCGCACCUCUGACCUUCAUGGCCUUCAGACUGGAGGUGUCCAAGGCUCUGAUCCACUCCAGCCGCUCUGACACUCAGGACUCGGUGCCCCCUCAGCCUCCUUCAGAGGAGACUCAUACUACAAAUGAAACUCCCAGUCCCCUCCUGCUGGAGGAGAGUCCUUUGCCCGACACAGCCAUUCGGUACGAUGGUUCUGGCCACUGGCCUGAGCAGCUCGGGGAGGGUGAGGGGGGCCGGUGUCGUUUUGGAGACUGUCAGAGAACGUCACGAGUGUUAUGCCUUAAGUGCUGCGUCUUUCUUUGUAUCUCACGCAACCACAACUGCUUUUUGAAUUUUCAUAAUCAAGGGAGUUUGGGAAAAGAGCAGUAACUCUAGAACCCCUGGCAAAAAAUAUGAAACCACCACUCUCGUAGGAAGUUCAACUGUUUACUUUUUAUAAACAAAAAUGAGACAGACAUGCCACAAAAAAUUUUCCCCAAAAAUUUUUUAGCUGUCUGGAAACUAUGAAAAAAUAAAGAAAAUAAAUUGUAGUAGUCAGACACAUUUGCUUUUCCUCUUUGAAAUUUUUAAGUUUUAUAGCAUGUUUAAAUUUUUUUUACAUUAAUAACACUAAUAUAUUAAUAUUUUUCUAAUUUUGAUCUAUCUUUGCUUCUGUUUAGCGUCGUCAUGGUUGCUAGGUGACAUGAC